AUGCUCUUGGCAAGGGCAUUCAGUGGGUCAAGCAAAGCUCAAAGCCCACUGCGAGCGCUCAUGUCCGAGCAGAGAUCGUUGCGCACAUGCGCAAAAAGAAGGCCCUUGCCUUUCUGGGGCGGCACCAACACUCGUGACGUUGGGAAAGUCGACAGCUGCGAGGAUUAUUUCAACGAGCUCGAGCGCGCUGAGUCAGGGAUGGGGAAUCUCGAAUUGCACGCAGCUGCCGAGAUCUUCGGCCUUACCAUCGUUGUCGUGCCUCAGCUGGCGGAUCAUCAACCUGUCAAAUUCGGCGAGGGCUCGUUCAAGAUUGCCUUGUGGUUCUCCGGAGCCCAUUAUUCCCGAAAGCAUCGCGAAGGGUUCUUCCGUGUGGAACGCCGCAGCUGA
Molecule: messenger RNA, 387 nt
Organism: Symbiodinium sp. CCMP2592
Lineage: Eukaryota; Dinophyceae; Suessiales; Symbiodiniaceae
Source: the annotation of a GenBank genome assembly